UAGGAGACUAUAUGUUAAAGACAAAAUCAUUUUAAGUAUUUAUAUUUUUGCAUUCCUCUUUUAAUUUUUUUAAUGUUUUUUCUGUUAUCUCUAUUGGUAAAUUUGAAUCAGCCUUAAAAUUAUAUUUCAAUUAAUUGUCACAUUUUUUUUGUGUUAUUCUAACUGUGAAAAACAAUGAACUUCUUUUGUUGAUUUUAAAAAUCACGAGUGGAUUUUUUAUUUUUGAUAUAUUCAAUUGAACAUCUCCACAACAGGAAUUCAAAAACAAUUUGAUUUCCAAGAAUGAUUAGGAGAAAUCCUGAGACUCCACAACCCCUGGAUGACAAAAGCAGAUUUUCUUUGUCUGGAAUGAGCCUCUGCGGGCCGCACAGCGCCCCCCUGCGGCCGCUCACUGACAUCAUCCUCACACAGAGACAGUGGAGAAUUUUUUUUUUUUAUCUCAACGUUUAAAAAAGUCUCCUCAAGAGAACAAAACAGACCCAACAGCGCCGCCUUGUGACGAUGGAACGUUUGAAACAAGAGUUAAGAAAUAUGGAGGAAAACAGAACUUUAAAAAUAAAAAAAUCACAUUUUAAAACACACUUAAAAGAGUAAAAAUGAAAUGUAUUUUUGUCCGUUUAUUGCUAUUUGCGUUUCUUUUGAUGCUGCAGCUGAAGCUCCUCCACGCAUCUGCUGAGGAGGACGCGCGCGCAGCAGCGCGGAUCCCGCAGACCCGGCGCGGGCUUCCUCACUGCGGCUGCGGGGCUCACGAUGACCUGAAUGCUGAUUAUCCCGGAGAUCAACAAAGGAAACAAGGGGAGGAGGGAUGAACCGUUUCCUGAGAGCGGAGGAGAGCGGAGGCCCGCUGACGGACUGCAGGGAGCUGUCACCCAACCACACCUCCUCUUCCUCCAUCUCCAUCACCUCCUCCUCCUCCUCCGCCUCCUCCUCCUCCACCGCCGCGCGCUCAUCACACGCGGCCCUGCCUUUGCUCCAGACCCGGGGAACGAACGGGUCGGAGCCGAGGAAAGCCGCGCUCACACGCCGAACCGAAGAAGAAGCGCAGGCGGCGGGCGGUUCCGCGGCGGCGGCGGCGCUCGCCGGGCUCGCUGAGCCGCGUCCGGAAGCUCAAGGACGCGGCGGCGCAGACGGUCUGGAGAUGAUCUCAGCGGUCAGCAGGGAUGCGGACGGCGGCAGCAGCAACCACGGCGUCUCGGAGGUGACCGCGGCCGCUCCCGCCGCCUGCGCCAAAGGCAAGGAGGAGAGGAAGGGGAAGAACGUGAUCCGGGGCUGGAAGAGGGAGAGAGACAGGGAGAGGGACCGGGACAGGGACGCCGCCGCUCCUCCUGCCCGCACCAGGAAGGAGAAGCCCGGCGAUGGCCCGUCUCCCCCUCCCUCCGUCUUCCUCCCGUCGUCCGCCCAGUUCGAGCAUCAUCUGUGCCGGGAUGGGCCCGCGCAGAGCCGCUGCGGGGCUCCGGGGGACAGCGCGCAGGACUGUGGACUUAAGAGCGGCGCUAUUGUUGUGCGGCGGCCGCUGGACGACACACCGACCGCCAAGAAACACCGAGGAGCCGACAAGGUGAACCCCAUGUUUACGGUACCAGCCCCCCCUGCUCCAGUCCACCCCGGUGCCCCCGGAUCCUCUCUGCCCGUGACCCCGUCCUUUUCCCCUCCGGCCCUGCCCAUCUCCAGCCCCAAGCAGCUGGCGGUGAGGACGCGGUCCGUUGGCACCAACACUCAGGAUGGAGGUGUCCCAGGGGUGUCAGAGGGAGAGCCCCCCUGCAUCGGGCCAUGUCAGCCCGGCACCAGCGUUAACCUGGAGGGCAUCGUCUGGCACGAGACGGAGGAAGGUGUCCUGGUGGUGAACGUCACCUGGAGAAAGAGAACCUACGUGGGAACUCUGUUAGACUGCACCAAGCAUGACUGGGCUCCUCCAAGGUUUUGUGAAUCUCCUUGCAGUGAUCCCGAGUUUCCGGGUGGGCGUGGUCGGGGAAAACGCAUGCGGAUGGCCAUGGCCGAGCACCCCUUCAUAGAACCAUCUGCUGGUAAAGUCAGAGGAUUCUCUCACCACCGGAGCCGCGGGGGCGGUGUGGCAGGAACAAGUGCACCUAUCCACAGCAAAGGAAGGAGGGGCAGCCUGAACCUCAUAAAUAAUUGCAAAGCUCCUCCUUCUUUUUUCACUGUGGACGAGGUGAAAACAACCAAUAGCGCGUCCUCCACCUCCUCUGGGAAGCGAAAGAACAAACCACCAGCUGACUUAGACCUGAGUUUAGUCUCCGCAGAUGAUGUAAAGAAUGGGAAUGGGAAAAGGAUUCGAGCAAAAUCUCGGAGUGCUCCUUCUACGCCACAGGGCAAAUCUGACCCCUCAUUCAUGGAUCCCGGCGAAGGCUGUACUUCUUCCCCGCCACCAAUUCUCAUAGACUGUCCACAUCCAAACUGCACUAAACGCUAUAAGCACAUUAAUGGCCUGCGCUACCACCAGACACAUGCACACCUGGAGACUGAGGAGCAGAGGAAGCCUGAGCUAGACCCCAUGAAGGACGGAGACAGUGAAGACCGACUAUCAGACUGUGAUGAUGCCAUCAACAACAUAACCUAUGACCUCUCAGAAACCAACAGCACUAAUACCAACAACUCCUCAAAGAAACCUGCUCCUCUCUACAAGGUGACCACAGUAGGGCCUCCUAAAAACAGGAGGCUACUCCUCAGCACUGAUCACAGUCCCUCAGCCAACUCCAAAACCAGAAGAACCUCACUGCUCAAAGACGGCCUGAUCGAUGACCUGAGCAAUCUACCUAUUAUCUCCAAUAUGACUGUAGUUUUGGAAAACUGCAUGGUUCCAGAUAGAACGCCCUCAGUAGAAAUGCCCAAGCUUGAAGCAGAAGGAUUGAUAGAGAAGAAGGGAGGUGCAGGUGAUAAGAGCAAGAAGGCCAAUGGGAAGGUAGAGAAGUUGUCCAAGACAAGAACCAACCGCCCAAUCGCCCCAGCCCCUGCUCCUCCAAAACUAAUUGCCAUACCUAAUACAACAUAUUCAACCAGCACAGCAGAUGUAGUCAGCCAACAACAGCCAUCUCCCAUGGCAGCUGCAGGCUUAACCAAUAAAAACGUUGCCCUGAAACCCAUCAAACCAAAGCUAAGUGUUGUUGUUGAGCCAAGCCCCCUUAAAGUCUCUAUGGUUACCUGCAGCAAGGAAACCAGGAAAAAGGAAAAAAGGCGUCUGAAGGAUAAACAUAACAAAGAUGUAUCAACCAGGACGGCUAAUGGUGACGGUACUGGAAUCCACAUGGAAGAUGGUGGAUCUAAAAUUGCUGCAAAGGAAAUUCCUGGAAGCCUUCUAAAAGAGCACCUCAGCAAGCAGGAUGUGAUGAAUGGACUUACAGAGAGCCAAGAAAGCCGGAUGGCCAGCAUCCGUGCUGAGGCUGACAAAGUCUACACUUUCACAGACAAUGCCCCAAGUCCCUCCAUUGGCAGUUCAUCGCGACUUGAGGCGAGUGGUGGUUGCUUAGCUGCAGGUGACAACGGCAGUAAGAACAACAGUCCCGCCUACUCUGACAUCUCAGAUGCAGGAGAAGACGGGGGAUCCUCUGAAUGUCGCUCUGACGGGCCCAGAUCAAAAUCUGGUUCCUCAGCUUCUUCUGAAGUUAACUCCAACAGUAACCAUGGCAACUGCGGUAAAACCCCUCCCACAACUUGUGCACAGCCAGCAAAAGAGCCCCAGUCCCCGUUUUACCACAACUAUGAACCUUACUAUCUUCCAGGGUUCAUUCCACCUGAAAGACAGAACAGCAGCUUCCACAAAAACUCUGCCCAUGACUGCAAAGGGAAAGAUAGAAAAGAAGAGACAAAGGAGGACAACACAAAUACUUCCUAUGAGUUCUCGGAAUCUAAGAAAGUCGAUGGGCUGACUCAGUCUCAGCUCCAGCUGGCCAUGAAUCACACCCAGACAGCCUUGGCUCAGUCUUUGUAUUAUGGGCAGUACUCAAGAGGACUGUACAUGGACCAGAAACUGUUGAUGUCCUCCAAAUGCUGUGAUCAAACUUCCACGGCCAAGCAGAGGGGACUGGGGAUAAGAGACUCUGAGGAGGGUAAACACUCUAGUGGACCCAUGCUAGGUAAAGGUCCAGACGGUGCUAAAGGCUGUUGUGCCAAAUCUGUCCUGUCCUACGUGGAGAUGAGUGAGAGAGGAGAGAGGGGGCACAGUCUGGGCAUAAAGACUGUGCACAGCGGCAUGGUGGACCAGCACCAAGUCGCAAUGAAAGACUGUGAUGACAUCAAGUCACCCUCCUCUUCCUCUUCCUCUUCACUCCUCAACCCAAACAGUCAAACAGAUCUGGACUCAAAUGUUCCCUUUUCCAGUCCCUCAGACAGCCCUGCCUGGGCUCACCACCUCGCUCACAGCAAAUACUCAGAGCUACAGAGUCACCACGGCGAUGAGGAGGGGGAAGCAGACAGUGGGAAUGAGUGGGGAGCUGCCCUGGAGCCUGCCGGGGCCAAGAUGACCCCAGGUGGAGGAAGAGGAGAGAGACGAGGAGUGACCAAAGACCCAAAGCAAGUUCUUGGAUGCCAUGAUUUCCCACCCAACAUCGAUGAGGAUAUCAACAGGCUGGACGAGUUUGGCGAUCAGUGUCAGGAAGCAAUAGAUGAACCGUCCGAGGAAUCACAAACUGCAAGGACAGCCGUUUCUCCUCUUAUGACUCCUCAGCAGCCCUACAUCCAGUACCAGCAGUCCUCCUACCCUCCCUACCUAGGAGUGUGUGAAAGUGGGGGGGCCUCCUACCAAGGUGUUUCCCCAACUCUGAUCCAGAGUUUCCCAGGUUUCCACUAUCCUCUGUAUGGUAAGACAGCAGGCAGGGAGGAGUCCGAGUUGACUCCACCCACCAAAGGAGCAGUGGCGAGCAGCAAGGAGAUCAGCAACUCCUCCUCUUCCUCCUCUUCUGUGGAGCUGCGGCAGUAUCAUGGAAAAUCCCCCGCUCCUGGUGAGAGGGGUUCCCCCGAGGCAGAGAGGGAGACGGGUCAGGAGAGGGACCAGGUGUUGUUUGGCCGACACCUCCACUCGCUCCAUCACAGUCAUCUGGGUCUGAGCUACAACCUGAUGUCCGGACAGUACGACAUCUACCAAGGUCUGAGCUCCAGGGCGCUGGUCUCUGGUCAGCAGGUGUCAGGACACGCCUCAACAGACGGUGAAGUGAAGAACCACCAGUUUCUGAACACACCUCACACGAGUGGAGGACGCGGCGGGCGGGGAAGCAGAGGAGAACCCGGACCUUUCUGGAGGAGGAACUCUGUAAACGUUUUGGUACAAAGCUGACGUGUCCGAAUCAGCGCUGUGCAAUCAGCUGCCGUCUUCAACUUUAUAAACGCACAUUUACCAUGAGAUGUAUUAUAACGGUGAGAUGACUGAAUGUACUGACGGUGACUUACACUGUCUCAUUUUUAACUCCAAAAUCAGAUUAGAAAGCUCAAAAUUCUAUAAUUACCCCUCUUGUUUGGUCUCUUUGCUGAAGUGGUCCUUCCAUAGUGCUGAAGCUACAUUUGUAUUACUAACCUGUACUUGAGUGUAACCAUGUUGAUUGUAUCGUCUUUAUGUGAGAGUAAACCUUCACAUCGACAGCGCCACCGAGGGUUCCAGGGGUGUAAAUAUUCUGUACAGAUGACGAGAGCACUGAUAUGCUUUAUUGUACAUAACUUUGAUCUCCAUCAGCCAUGCGGGAGCAGAGGGCCGGACAGAGGCGUCCACAGCAGCAGAUAAUACGAGGUUUUGGUGGUCAGGCAAAAACUGCUGAUCUUAGUUUGGCAGAAACCAUCUUUCUGAUCUGAACAACAUGAACAAAAAACAGAACACAUUUCAAAAUGUUUUCCUCAGCUAAUAAUUUAAGAUCAGAAUUGUGUUUUCAGAGAGGAUGAUCACCUCUUUGUUGAACUAGAUUGGCAGGUUUUUUUGGUUAAAAUCCGUUCCAAUGACACUAAAUGUGAUACAUUUACUGUCAUCAAAGCAGUAACCAUGUGGUGUUAGUCUGUGAGACAGAAUCUAGAUGCUUUGGUUUUCUCACAUCUCAGACCUGCUUCUGUCUUUACACUUAUGUAAUCCACUGGGGUGUUUAAAAAGUUUUACUUUUUCCAAAGUUCUCUAAGUCUUCUAAAGUUUCACAGAACAUCAAUUCAUUUAGUAUGAAAAAAUUAACGCCAAGCUCUUAAAAAUAGAUUUUUUUAAAACUAUCUAAGUUUAUUUAUUAACAGCAAUCUAAUGUAAAACAGAAGGAAACGUCAUUCCCCACACGCGUGUAUUCGUGUUGCCCUGGCAACACUUUUUCAAAUGCAGAAUAUAAAACCUGGUGGGAUAAAACUGGAGUUUCACUGAUGCUCCGAGGUUUUCUAGACCUCUCAUGAGCUCCAUAGAUGCUGGUUUGACUGAACCUCCAGAGUAAGUUUAGUACAUUCUAAUGCAGUACAAGGAGUUAAGGAUGUAACAAUUCUUCCUGAAUGGGUAAAAAAAAUGAUUUAAACUCGUCAACAUGUUCAUCGAUGCAGAAAAUUUAAAAAUCUAUUUGUCUCGGCCUGUGCUUAAAUUUAGAAAUGCAGAGCUGAUGACGUUUCUUCAUGUAGGCUUGCUGUGAGUGUGUGCGUGUAGAAGACUGGAUGUGUGCUAAUUAGCUCCGCUCAGCGGUCCGUCACAUGGAGCACAACAUGAACCGAGUAUAAAAGGAUUUGUGAUCAUUUCAGUAUUACGUAUAUUAUUUAUUUGUAUUGAAUCCUUUCUGUUAGUAGAAAACAGACAGUUUGAUGUGAGGGGCAAAAAGAAAACAUACUUGGUCUUAGAAUACCUUUAAUUCAUUGUGUUAAGAAAUAAAAAAUGAAAACUGUAAAUUGAAUGGAAUCGUGACUUGACUGAAUCGUUACAUCCUUACGCAUCCUUACAAGUAGUACAAAUGAAUGACAAAUUCCCCAAAUAAAUUAUGCAGUAAAAAUGACUGAGUUCUAUUUUCACUACAAGUCACUCAAGUCAUCUUAACUGAGCAAAGGAUGUUUCAUCUCACCUCAUCAUUUCUGAUAAAUUCACAUUUUAACUCGGUUCACAAGAUAUUUAAGAAAAUGUUUGGUUGUAGAAUUUCACCAAAAAGUAUUCUGUACCUUUUUAUAAAACUUCAGGUGGUUUGGUACUAGAGAAGAGUAAAAUAAGAAAGAUAGAUGUGGAGGAUGGACGACAGACAGUAACUCGGAGCUGUUGACUCCUUCGCUGUCAAUAGAUCUGCUUCAAUCAAUACAGAUGAUCCCGUUUCCGACAUGAUGUCGACCGGACACCCAACACUGGAAAACAGAAGCUGGUGUGAACAUGAAAACUUGAGCCGAUGUUUUGUCUCACGUGUCACCUCAGACCUGCGUUAGAACAGCCUGACCUGGUUUCAUCAGCGGCUCGGCCUCUCCUCCACAGAACCUCAUCUGCAUCGUAUCAGUGGUCGUUCUCUUACUUGAAAAGAGUGCUAAAGCUCUGUUUACAAAAAGCUCUUCACUGUUCUGGGACAGUGUUGUCUGAAGGCUGCUCGGUAUGUUGGGGUUAUCACCAGUAAAUAUAAAACAAACAAACCUGCUGUUGCUUUUUUAUACUGUAUAUGCCUUAAUUCAUAUGUUUGGCAAUCAUGAUUAAAGGAUCUUUAUAUA
Molecule: messenger RNA, 7635 nt
Organism: Oryzias melastigma (Indian medaka)
Lineage: Eukaryota; Metazoa; Chordata; Actinopteri; Beloniformes; Adrianichthyidae
Gene: znf608
Product: zinc finger protein 608
Exons: 10
Coding region: 806-5287 (1493 amino acids)
Biological process (GO): regulation of transcription by RNA polymerase II
Cellular component (GO): nucleus
Source: RefSeq, a predicted model, not a curated record